Acanthosepion pharaonis is the source of this 516-nucleotide messenger RNA. The record is from the annotation of a GenBank genome assembly. Lineage: Eukaryota; Metazoa; Mollusca; Cephalopoda; Sepiida; Sepiidae.
AUGUCUAAAACUGUUCUUCAUCUAUCUAUCUAUCUAUCUAUCUAUCUAUCUAUCUAUCUAUCUAUCUAUCUAAUUCUGUUCAUAUCUAUCUAUCUAUCUAUCUAUCUUUCUGAUGUCUUUCAAAUCUAUCUAUCUGAUUCUGUUCAUAUCUAUCUAUCUAUCUAUCUAUCUAUCUAUCUGAUGUCUUUCAAAUCUAUCUAUCUAUCUAUCUAUCUAUCUAAUUCUGUUCAUAUCUAUCUAUCUAUCUGUCUGAUGUCUUUCAAAUCUAUCUAUCUAUCUAUCUAUCUAUCUAUCUAUCUAUCUAUCUAUCUGAUGUCUUUCAAAUCUAUCUAUCUAUCUAUCUAUCUAUCUAUCAUAUUUAUUUUGGGAAAUCUUACUAAUAUCUAUCUAUCUAUCUAUAUUACUUUGCUUCUAUCUAUCUAUCUCAAGUGCGGCGUAGAAGCUCCAGUUAUUUACCGCACAAUAUCUAUCUAUCUAUCUAUCUAUCUAUCUAUCUAUCUAUCUCAGUCCUUUUAA